AUGAGAGGGUGUAAGAGAAUUGCUGAGGUGGCGGCGGAGGAUGGCAUCAGAAUGACGAGAACUAGAACAGCACUAGCCGCCACUACUACGGUGAGUAAAAGGAGAAGAGUUGAUGGAGGAGAAUUGGAGUUAGCCACAAAUUUAGUUCAGCUCGAAACUCAAACCCUAAGCAUAAUGACGCCGGAGAAUUCAGAUUCCGGAAAUUCGACAUGCGAGAGUUUUAGUUCCGAUCAUGUUUUAGCAUCUUGUUGCUCAAGCAAUGAAAUCAAUGAAGUGGUGAAAGGGAAUUCGAAAUUUUCAGAUCUGCAGGUAAAUGUUUAA
This is a messenger RNA of Fraxinus pennsylvanica, 321 nucleotides long. The record is from the annotation of a GenBank genome assembly. NCBI's taxonomy places the organism in Eukaryota, Viridiplantae, Streptophyta, Magnoliopsida, Lamiales, Oleaceae.